AUGGCGGCGCCCAGGGUGCAGCACGUUGUUGCGGAUUCCGGGGCCUUCCUGAGGAAUGCGGCGCUCCAGGAGAUCGGCGCUCAUGUCUACACCGUGCGGGAGGUGGUCACCGAGAUCCGGGAUAAAGCCACCCGGAGGCGGCUGGCCGUGCUGCCCUACGAGUUGAUCUUCAAGGAGCCCAAACCUGAGAGCGUGCAGCUGGUGACGGAAUUCUCAAAGAAGACUGGAGACUAUGGCAGCCUGUCCGCCAUUGACAUCAAGGUUCUGGCUCUCGCCUACCAGCUGGAGGCUGAGCAUGUCGGAGAGGAUCAUAUCCGAACAGAACCGACUAGUAAGGUCUCUGUCAGUAGCACAGCUCGGCACCCAGAAGCUCCCGUUAAUGUGGCCGGCUUCCACUUCCCAUCCAAGCCUGCAGGUAAGAAGGACGGCUCCGUGAAGUCCACAGUGGUGGAGGAGAAGGAUGAGGAGAGCAAAGAGUUCAAUUCUUUCCUGUUUUGGAGGAGCCCCUUACCCAGUAUUGAGGAUGACUUGGUGGAACUGAUGGUACGCCCUGAGCCAGCGACGUCACAAGACAACACACUGGCGGGAUCAUCUGGGGAUGAAGAGGAGGAUCAUGAUGAUGAUGAUGAUGGAGGAGGUUGGAUUACACCUGGAAACCUCAAACAGAUCCAGCAGGACAUGGGUGUCCGCGAGGCUCCGGAUAAUGUGUUUGUCGGCUGCUUGACUACGGAUUUUGCGAUGCAGAACGUGCUCAUCCAGAUGGGGCUCCAUGUGUUGUCUGUGGAUGGAAUGCUGAUCCGCCAGACCAGAAACUACGUAUUACGUUGUCAUGGCUGUUUCAAGUAA
Staurois parvus is the source of this 846-nucleotide messenger RNA. NCBI's taxonomy places the organism in Eukaryota, Metazoa, Chordata, Amphibia, Anura, Ranidae. The record is from the annotation of a GenBank genome assembly.